UCAAAAAAUAAAAAAUAUCCAGACCGUAAUUGUAGUUGAACUCACUAAAUUACCGAAUCGAACCGCAGAGCAAGAUUUUCUCGCGUUCUUUCCCGGCGAUUAUAUUUUAUUUUUCUACCCCACUUUUUGAUAGAUUUUCCAGGAAAAUUGUAUAUCGAAUAGAAGACAGAAAAUAAAGAAAACAUGGCAUUGAGCUUAACUCACCAGAUCGGAAGCCUAGCCGGUACGCCGGUGCCAGAUACUUCGGCGGGAGAGUCGUCUUCGUCAUCGGCAACGGUUAGCGCAGCGGCGGUGUGGAAGUCUCCGUCAGCGAACAUCCGAUGCGCGGCGAGGAAACCAGAUCCGGCUGGAGCAGACGCGCUGUCUCCUCCACUGACGCCGUGCAGGUCGCCGUCGCUUACGGGAAUCCGGCCAGAUCUAUCGGUUACUUGUAAGGCAUUCGCGACGGAUGCGGUGGCGAACCCAUCGGAAACGGAAGAGGCUGAGAGAGCGUACAGAGAAGGAGGAAAAGGAGGGAAGAGCGGCGAGGGAGGGGUUCCUGUUUACGUGAUGAUGCCGUUGGACAGCGUGACGUGGGGGAACGGAGUGAAUAGGAAGAAGGCGGUGAACGCGGCGAUGGCGGCGCUAAAGAGCGCCGGUGUGGAGGGCAUCAUGAUGGACGUGUGGUGGGGGCUUGUGGAGAGGGAGAAGCCUGGGGAAUAUAAUUGGGGAGGGUAUAGGGAGCUUCUGGAAAUGGCGAAGAAGCAUGGCUUGAAGGUCCAGGCGGUUAUGUCGUUUCAUCAAUGCGGGGGUAACGUCGGUGAUUCAUGCACUAUUCCCUUGCCUAAAUGGGUAGUGGAGGAGAUUAACAAGGACCCUGAUCUUGCAUACACUGAUCAAUGGGGAAGAAGAAACUACGAAUACCUAUCACUGGGUUGUGAUACUUUGCCAGUACUCAAGGGCCGUACACCAGUUCAAUGUUACGCUGAUUUCAUGCGUGCCUUCAGAGACAAUUUCAAGAACCUUCUUGGUGACACUAUUGUGGAAAUACAAGUUGGUAUGGGUCCAGCUGGUGAGUUGCGUUACCCUUCAUACCCAGAGCAAAAUGGCACAUGGAGGUUCCCAGGAAUUGGUGCUUUUCAAUGCUAUGAUAAGUAUAUGUUGAGUAGCUUGAAAGCUGCAGCCGAAGAUGCCGGUAAGCCAGAAUGGGGAAGCACAGGCCCAAGAGAUGCUGGCGAAUAUAAUAACUGGCCAGAAGACACACCAUUCUUCCGCAAAGAAGGAGGAGGCUGGAAUAGCGAAUAUGGCGAAUUUUUCCUCACUUGGUACUCUAAGAUGCUCUUAGACCAUGGUGAGAGGAUCCUCACCUCAGCUAAGUCGAUCUUUGAGGACACAGGAGUCAAGAUAUCAGUAAAAGUUGCUGGCAUCCACUGGCACUAUGGUACAAGGUCUCAUGCUGCAGAGCUCACAGCAGGUUACUACAACACCAGGUUCCGGGACGGCUACCUCCCCAUCGCCGAGAUGCUUGCACGACAUGGCGCCAUCUUCAAUUUCACGUGCAUUGAGAUGCGCGACCAUGAGCAGCCUCAGGAUGCUCUCUGCGCACCGGAGAAGCUCGUUAAGCAAGUGGCUUUGGCAACUCAGAAAGCGAAAGUUCCCCUUGCCGGUGAGAAUGCGCUGCCAAGGUAUGACGAAUAUGCACACAAACAGAUCUUAAAGGCAUCACAGCUGAACGUGGAUGACGACUCUGGCGAAAAAGAGAUGUGUGCAUUCACAUACCUGAGGAUGAACCCUCAUCUAUUCCAGCCAGAUAACUGGAGGAAGUUUGUGGCAUUUGUGAAGAAGAUGAAAGAAGGGAAGAGUGCACGUAAGUGUUGGGAGCAAGUGGAGAGAGAGGCAGAGCAUUUUGUGCAUGUCUCGCAGCCACUUGUGCAAGAGGCUGCUGUUGCUCUUAGUCAAUAAUAAUUUGCUUGGAUCUUCUUCGUCUUGGGCUUUAGGAAAUCAGUGACAGAUAGGCUAUGAAAGUUUUAGUUAUGCAGCAGCCUAUCUCUCUGGCUUUGGAGAUGUAUAAUUUUGUAUUAUAUUUUGUUGUAUUCUACCGAAAACAUCUAUUAUUACCAUUCAUGUAGCGUAAUGCCGUAAUGUAUUGUUGGGGAAAGAUUAUGUUAUUAUCAAUAUUAUUUCAAAGGGUUUUUUUUUUCGUC
Molecule: messenger RNA, 2183 nt
Organism: Arachis stenosperma
Lineage: Eukaryota; Viridiplantae; Streptophyta; Magnoliopsida; Fabales; Fabaceae
Product: beta-amylase 1, chloroplastic
Exons: 4
Coding region: 184-1941 (585 amino acids)
Biological process (GO): polysaccharide catabolic process
Molecular function (GO): beta-amylase activity
Source: RefSeq, a predicted model, not a curated record